UCGGCCCCGCUUGCGUAAUAAUAAUUCCGAUUUCCGGGCAGGUCUGGUCACGAAAGCAGUGACUGACAUCGAGGGGAAUGUCUUCCAGGUUUCGUUUUGACACUCUUAUUCGGAUGUGACCACCGCGCUAUGAGCAUGAUUUUUUUUAAAUGCAUGUUUUGAGUGAGGAGUGUCAAGGGAAUUACCAUUCUAUCGCUACAUUUACUCGAGAACCGCUGUUACUUGAGAUUGAGUUCCGCAUAAGUUAGUUUUAAGACAUUACAGUUUGAAAUCUGUUUAGUUGUGGUCCCCUGGCAGACUUUAUUUGCCGUAAGGACGUCGUUUGUGAGACGUAAAUUGGAUUUAGAAUGGGUGCGACACAGAGUUCGAUUCAGAGACCUUCUCCCCUUCCCGCCAUGUCAAAGAUGUCUGUUCCUUUGGAGGUCCUGGAAGAGAUCUUCUUGAAUCUUCCCCCUGAGCAGGUGGUCCGGAUUUGUCGCUUAGUAUGCCGUCAAUGGAAAGACAUCGCUGACAGCCAGUCUUUAUGGAAGGACAGAUGCAGGCGGGAAGGCUAUCACCUCCAUGAUACUUCGAAGGUACCCAAAGACUGGAGGUUAUUUUACUUCAUGUGCAAGAAGAGACGGAAUCUUCUCAAGAACCCACAAGCGGAAGAUCAAAUGACAGGUUGGCAACUAUUGGAUAACAAUGGUGACCAAUGGAAAGUAGAACCGGUCAUGGUGGCCCAUCCAAAUGAAAGCGUCCAGAAAAACUUUGUGACAUCAUUUGACAUAUGCAGGAAGUCCCAGCUGAUAGAUUUAGAGAUGGAAGGUUACAACGCAUCAUUUAUGGAUCACUUACAGCCGCACAUCAAAAUAUCAGAUUGGUACGCCCCCCGGACGGACUGUGGUUGUCAAUAUAAGAUCCACGUGGAGCUUCUUAAUCAAAAGAAGAAGCCAAUUAAGAUCUUUUCGCCUAAAGAGAUUUAUUUUGAGCAAUGGAAUGACGGUAAAUGGAAUCAGAUAACACACGUGUUUCAGAACUAUGGGCCAGGAGUGAGAUACAUCCGCUUUGUCCAUGGAGGGCAGGACACGCAGUUCUGGGCGGGAUGGUAUGGAAUUCGCCUGACGGACAGUUGUGUCGAGAUUUGUCCCGCGAUGGACACAUAGUUCUUAGGUUUUCACAUCAUUUCACUGCUAUUGACAGCUGUAGAUAUGCAAUCCAUUUAAACUGUGCUCAGGCCAAAUGGAUUGGACACCUAUCACCAUCAAUAGCAACCAAUGAGUUCAUGGGUCUAAUGUCACAAGAUAUUUCCUAUCCCAACUUUUCCCCUUGGAAAUAAUCCCCCUGGAGUCAAAUGCACUAUCCCAACCACCCAUAUGCACACCUGGAAGGAUUCACGAUUAAAAAAAAUCUUCAAAACGGCUCCCCUUGAUGACAACCUUAAUCUGAGGCACACAAAAAAAAUUCAGAGGUGUGGAUGUUCUUCUUGUGACAGAUCCUGGACCUUCUCUGGCACACUUUGUGUGUGCAUCCAUUUUGCUUUAUGCGUAAUAUUGCACUAUUUUUUAUUUUAUUGCAAAUAUUGCUUUCAUGAUAAAAAUGUAUGCCAACAGCAAAGCAGUUUUCCUUUUGGGUAAUUUAUUGCGACAUGAAUGACCAAACUUGUUUUACGAGUUAAGUUGCCCCGCAAUUUUUUUCUCCCCUGCAAUGACUUGUGAACUGAUAUCUGUGCAUUUAAAACAGGUAAGACAUGUACCCAAGUCCUUCUUUUGAUAGGCUUUCUUAUUCUUGUUGUGUUUGAAAGCAGCUUUGCCAUCAGCUCUAACAUCCAUUGCCAAGGUGUAGUCUAGCCGUUGGCAGUAGUUAUACUGUUCAUAUACUUUUCUUAACUCACAUAGGCCUCUCACGAUAAUUACUAUAUCGACUUAUUGUUCGAUAGUAAAAAUAAAAACAUCUUUGGCCAUUUUAUAUAUUAACGUGUCACCUGACAUACUGUAUAAAAUGCCCAACAAUUGUUUUUCAGGGCACAAUAAAUUACGUGUCAUCAACAUCGGCACUGCCUUGUUCUUGCACUCUCUUUCUUUAAGGAAAGCGGUUCUCUGCUGGAGGUGGGACUAUCCCACAUACACACUGACAAGUGUGGAGAAUAAUGGUCCAAGUAACUACAGGUCAGUAUUGCCCAUGCAGAUACCAGUUAAUAAAUGAGAUAGCCCAUUAAAUCUCACUUUUAAUAACCUUUCAAGUGUUAAUAAUUUACAAGUUGCAAUAUUUAUGCCUCCAGGAAAAGAAAAACGCUAUAAUUUAUCGCGAUAGUGGGUAAAAUACACUAUAUCAUCCUACAAAAAGUCAUCACGGCCAGCCGAAAUUCACCCAUGCCAGAACACAUUUUACAAAAUUGGAGCAACCCCACAGAAGCACCAUUCCAAAUAUAUGGCUGAUUCUGCUUCACAAAGUUGAAAUAUUGUCAUAAAUUAUAUACAUGAUAUAAUGAUCACCUUGAAAUUUCUAAUUUUAUAUUUAACGCUGUACUGUAUAUACAUACAUAUACCGGUACUUAACAUUGAUAUGAAUAUUGAUAUGCCAAAUAAUUUGACAAAGCCUUUAUAAUUAUUGUAGCCAUUAUUCAUGGUAUAUUUGUUUUCGUUUUACAAAUCAGAUGCUAAAUAUUAAAUAUACGAGCACCAUUUCCCCAAAAUGCUUACCAUUGUUGGCGCAUGCACAUGAUGAUUCUUUGCGCAGCCAGUCACACAAUAAUGAAAUCAAACAGGGAUGUUGUAGCAAAUUUGACGAUCGACAUUUUAAAGUACUAAUAGCUAUCUAACUUCAGUGACAAGCAAACAAAGACUACGUCAUCAAGCUAAAAUCACAAGUUUCUUCUGACACAGACAACAGCUGACUUCAAUGCGCACGUUGCUGUUGUCACAGGCAACAGUUAAAAAAAAUGUGUCAUGUCUGGGUUAAUAGAUUGAAGUCAUCAAGGUGCGAAGGCUGUCACAAAAUGUCUCAUACGCUCGCGCAUCAAGUAGAUGUAAAGGGGGGGGAAAAAAUAGUGGGUGUAAUGCAUACAGUUGUGUAUCAAUUAGACUAACUCAUUGAUCCUCUGUACUUAUUCAUGCGCUUACUUUUCAUACUGACUUGUACAUUUACUGUAUCCGAUACAUUUGUGCAAUAAAUCCUGUUCUAACAUUGGAUGAG
Molecule: messenger RNA, 3174 nt
Organism: Corythoichthys intestinalis (scribbled pipefish)
Lineage: Eukaryota; Metazoa; Chordata; Actinopteri; Syngnathiformes; Syngnathidae
Product: F-box only protein 6-like
Exons: 6
Coding region: 348-1145 (265 amino acids)
Biological process (GO): glycoprotein catabolic process; SCF-dependent proteasomal ubiquitin-dependent protein catabolic process
Cellular component (GO): cytoplasm; SCF ubiquitin ligase complex
Molecular function (GO): protein binding; ubiquitin protein ligase activity
Source: RefSeq, a predicted model, not a curated record